Messenger RNA from Chlorella variabilis, 3774 nucleotides. RefSeq lists its product as hypothetical. Lineage: Eukaryota; Viridiplantae; Chlorophyta; Trebouxiophyceae; Chlorellales; Chlorellaceae. The coding region runs from base 32 to 3265 and encodes 1077 amino acids. Gene Ontology annotation, molecular function: aminoacyl-tRNA deacylase activity; leucine-tRNA ligase activity; ATP binding. The record is from RefSeq and is a predicted model, not a curated record. Gene Ontology annotation, biological process: leucyl-tRNA aminoacylation. The transcript has 43 exons.
GAUUGCAACUUCGCAGAGCAGAGAGGCAGAGAUGGCGGAGAGCACCGCGCGUAGGGAUCUGCUGCUGAGCAUCCAGAAUGAGUCCCAGGCAAAGUGGGAGGCAGCCAAAGUGUUUGAGGUGGAUGCGCCGACAGAGGGGGCUGCAACUGGCAAGUUCUUUGGCACCUUCCCCUACCCUUACAUGAACGGGGUGCUGCAUCUGGGCCACGCCUUCUCGCUGUCCAAGCUGGAGUUUGCUGCCGCCUACCACCGCCUGUGCGGCAAGAACGUGCUCUUCCCGCAGGGGUUUCACUGCACCGGGAUGCCCAUCAAGGCAUGCGCCGACAAGCUUGCGCGGGAGAUUGCCACCUUUGGCAACCCGCCGCAGUUCCCAAGCGGGGACGAUGCUGCAGUGCAGCCAGAGCAGGAGGAGGAGGCGGGCAGUGGAGACCCCACCAAGUUUGUUGCCAAGAAGAGCAAGGCCGCAGCCAAGAAGGGCACGGGAAACACACAGUGGGACAUUCUCAAGAUGAGUGGCAUUCCCGAGGAGGAGAUUGCAGAGUUUGCGGACUGUGGUCACUGGCUGCGUUUUUUUCCGCCGCUGGCAGUACGGGACCUCAAGUCCAUGGGCUGCGGCAUUGACUGGCGGCGCAGCUUCAUCACCACAGACGUCAAUCCGUACUAUGACUCCUUUGUGCGCUGGCAGUUCGAGGUGCUGCACAAGCAGGGCAAAAUUGUCAAGGAUAAGCGGUAUGCUGUGUACUCCCCGUUAGAUGGCCAGCCAUGCGCGGAUCACGACCGUGCCACUGGAGAGGGUGUGGGACCCCAGGAGUACACCUUGAUCAAGAUGCGCGUGCUUGAGCUGAACCGCAAGCUGGGCGCGCUGCAAGGUGCGGUGCAUUGCCCUGUGUUUCUGAUGGCUGCCACGCUUAGGCCGGAGACCAUGUAUGGGCAGACCAACUGCUGGGCACUGCCUGAUGGCGACUAUGCAGCUUUCAGAGGCCUGAAUGGCGAGAUCUAUGUCAUGACGGAUCGGUCGGCGCUGAACCUGUCCUACCAGGACCGCAUGCCAGAAACUGGAAAGCCAGAGAAGCUAAUGGAUCUGAAGGGGUCUGAUCUGCUGGGCCUCCCCGUCCAGUCUCCUCGCACGCCGCACAACCACAUCUACGUCCUCCCCCUGUUGACCAUCCUGACGAACAAGGGCACUGGCAUCGUGACCAGCGUGCCGUCCGAUGCGCCGGAUGACUAUGCGGCACUGAUGGACCUUGUGAACAAACCCAAGCUGCGUGAGAAGUAUGGCAUAUUGGAUGAGUGGGUGCUGCCCUACAAGGUGAUCCCCAUCAUUGACAUCCCUGGAUUUGGCACGGCUGCAGCAGAGAAGGUGUGCAUGGACAUGAAGAUCCAGUCACAGAAUGACGCUAAGAAGCUGGCAGAGGCUAAGCAAAUGGUGUACCUGAAGGGCUUCACGGAUGGUGUGCUGGUGGUGGGCGAAUAUGCGGGCAAGAAGGUAAGCGAGGUCAAGGCCGUGAUUAAGAAUGAGAUGAUCUCCGCCGGAGAGGCGCUGCUCUACUCAGAGCCUGAGAAGCGGGUUAUGAGCCGCAGUGGCGAUGAGUGCGUGGUGGCGCUUACGGAUCAGUGGUACAUGACGUAUGGGGAGCAGGAGUGGAGGGAGGCCACAGAGGCAUGUCUGAAGCACAUGGAGCUCUAUGACGACAACACACGGCACCAAUUUGAGCACACCCUUGGCUGGCUGAACCAGUGGGCGUGCUCGCGGUCCUUUGGCCUAGGUACCAGGCUUCCUUGGGACCCUGUGUACCUUGUAGAAUCCCUUUCGGAUAGCACCAUCUACAUGGCGUACUACGCAGUGGCACACGUGCUGCAGCAGGGCAACAUGUAUGGCGAAGGCGCGUCUAUCAUUAAGCCUGAGCACUUGACUCCCGAGGUGUGGGAUUACAUCUACCUGGGUGCGGAGGAGCCAAUUGACAGCCCCAUCCCCACUGAGCUGCUACAGACAAUGCGCCGCGAGUUUGAGUACUGGUAUCCAUUUGACCUGCGUGUGUCGGGCAAGGAUUUGAUCCAAAAUCACCUAACCUUCUGCUUAUACAACCACACAGCCAUCUGGGCUCAGCAGCAGCAGUACUGGCCGCUGUCCAUCCGCUGCAACGGCCACCUGCUGCUCAACGCAGAAAAGAUGAGCAAGAGCACAGGCAACUUCAAGACGCUGCAGCAGGCAAUCGUCGAGUACAGCAGCGACGCAAUGCGCAUCGCUCUGGCAGAUGCAGGUGACACCAUGGAUGAUGCCAACUUUGAGCACACUACUGCCAACGGCGCAAUCCUGCGGCUCACCAGGGAGCUGGCCUGGAUAGAGGAGGUUCUGACGGCAGCCGACACCCUGCGGGAUGAGCCACCCACCAGCUUCAUUGACCGCGUGUUUGAUAAUGAAAUCAACAUCGCGACGCACCGCACGCGGGAGGCGUAUGGCAGGAUGCUGUUCCGCGAGGCGUUGAAAAGUGGCUGGUACGACCUGCUCAAUGCGCGGGAUGUGUAUCGUUUUGCAUGCGGUCCAGAGGGCGGCAACAGGCGCCUGCUGCUGCGCUUCAUAGAGGUUUCCACUCUGCUGCUGGUGCCUGUUUGCCCACACACCUGUGAGCAUGUCUGGAGCAACCUGCUGAGGAAGCCGGGCAUGGCCAUUAAGGCUGGUUGGCCGGUGUCAGAGGCUCCCGACUACGUGCUGCAGCAAGCGGCCAAGUACCUUGACGACACGAUUGCCCACCUGCGCAAGGGCAUCGCCAAGGCUGAGACACCCGCUAAGGCAAAAAAGGGCGAGCCACCGGCCCCUGCCAAGAAGGUGACUGGCGUAGAUGUGUAUGUUGUGGACCGUUUUGGCGGCUGGCAUGCCAAGGUGCUGGCAGCUCUGGCAGUCAUGUUUGAUGAAGCGACAAACACCUUCCCUGCAGACGCCAUGCAGCAGGUGUUGAGCAUCCUGAGCAGCGACCCCGAGCUUGCCUUGAUGAACCAGAAGGCGCUCAAACAAACAGUCAUGCCAUUUGCCAAGUUCCGCAUCGACAUUGCGGUCAAGGGUGGCGCAGCGGUACUCAAGGAUCGCCUGCCAUUUGACGAGGUGGCACUGCUGCAAGAGAACAAGGCGUUUCUGCUCAGGGCUCUUCUCAUCUCGGAGAUGGAGGUGCACGCAGUUAGCUUCGGGGAGCAGCAAACAACACAAGAUGCCCGGAUUGCUGCUGCCACGCCCGGGAGCCCUGCGGCCAUCUUCAAGACUGCCGAAUAGAAGCAGCACCCUGGCUAUUCCUUUGAACACAUUCAGUUGGCAGCAUUAACCAAGCCUGUGCCCUAAAUUGCCAUUGUCAAUGGCGGCAGGGGAUUGUGGUCAUGCUGCGAACCAUUGCACUGGCAUUUUACAUCAGGGCGUGAUGUUCAUGUCAGGCAGGAAAUCUGCAUUCAGCGGCAAAAGUAGCGGCACAACGCAGCACUGACUCUGCUGGCACAGUGUUGGCUGUGCCACAUCUGUGGUGGAUGUAGCCGGGGCAUGUCGGAACCCGCUAUGCUCUUCGAGAUCAGCGGUACUUCUGGAAGCCGAUAGCCGUCGCGUACUCGCGGAAGCACUGUCGGCAGAUGUUCAGGCCAUACUUGCGAAUCAGUCCGCCCUGGUUAGAGCACACACGGCAGCGCCGGGAGCCCUUGCCAUAAUCCUUGGGGUGCUGGUUCCAAAUGGUCUCGAACGGCAUGGUGGCUGAUUAGCUUGUUUUGCGAGGUGGCGUUUUGACCACAGAGCUUCGC